Molecule: messenger RNA, 373 nt
Organism: Miscanthus lutarioriparius
Lineage: Eukaryota; Viridiplantae; Streptophyta; Magnoliopsida; Poales; Poaceae
Source: the annotation of a GenBank genome assembly
AUGGCACAAGCCGGUGCCGGAGGUGGCCUGGAGAUGGUGCCCCACAGCGGCGACCUGGAGCUGGAGCUGCCGGCGGUGAACUGGCUACGGCAGGACUCGCUGUACCGCGACGCCACGAGGCCAGCCCACGCCGCCCAUCAUGGACGGCAGGAGAGCUGGGUUCGGACGCUACGGCUGGCAUUCCAGUGCGUGGGGAUCAUGUACGCCGACCUCGGCGCGUCGCCGCUCUACGUCUACGCCAACACCUUCAAGUAUGGCGUCAAGCAUGAGGACGACGUCCUCGGAGUACUGUCCAUCAUCAUCUACAGCUUCAUCCUCUUCACCAUGAUCAAGAUCGUCUUCAUCGCGCUCUACGCCAACGACGAGGGUGACG